Knipowitschia caucasica is the source of this 984-nucleotide messenger RNA. The record is from the annotation of a GenBank genome assembly. Lineage: Eukaryota; Metazoa; Chordata; Actinopteri; Gobiiformes; Gobiidae.
AUGGACAAGUUGAACACCGUCUUGAACAUUGCCAACAAGAAUAGCAACCUCGGCUUCGGCCUGGUCACGCUGCUCACCGUUGGAGGGGAGCAGAUCUUCUCAAAUGUGAUCUUCAAAUGCCCUUGCAACCAGCUCAAUUUCCUCUACGGCGUGGUGUUCCUGCUGGUGCCCGCUCUGGCUCUCCUCACUCUGGGCUUCAUUUGGUCCAAGAAGACGUGGAAGUUGGUGACGGGGGUGUGCCAGCGAAAGAACGUAUGCGGGAGCUGCGGGAGGCUUAAAGCUCUCAUGUACGCUUUAUUUUACAUCUCCACGUUCGCCUUCCUGGCUCCAAGCACGUGGAUUGCGGUGGCGCUGCUAAACGGGGUUUUCACCGAGUGUGCCAUGACUGGAACCAACAUGACUUUGUUUAAUGAUCAUUUGUGUAAGGGGGAAGCGAAAAAGGAUUGUAUAGAAGAGCUGCCUACGUUCCCAUGUGGAAAAGAUGGAAAAGUCCCUAGAGAUGUGAGGGAUGAGGUGCUUCAGACGCUGAGGGCGGAGUCACAGAUCAUUGGAUGGCUGCUGAUCUCCACUUUGAUCCUGUCGCACCUCUUCUUCAUGUGCUUGGCGCGCUGCACCUCUCCGGUCAGUUACCUGCAGCUGAAGUUCUGGAGGCUCUAUGUCCAGGAGGAGAGCUCUGCGUUGGACUCCUGCUCCGCGGAACAUGCCAAAAAACUGGCCCUUAGCAACGUCCAGAGUUUCUUCACCAACACGGCACCAGAGGCCAGCCACACGCCGUCCAAUCAACAUUGGCAGCAGGUGUCAGAGCUGUACAAGUUCCGCGACAGGUCUGGGAGGCAGUACUACAGCACGCUGCACAGUUUUGUGGAGGAGCAGUCGAAGGAGAGCAGCCCUUUGAUGAAGAGCAUGUCGGUGUGCUCCACAGGCUCCGGGCACAUCCCCCCUGCAGCACUGAACUUUGUGGACGACGCACAUGCUGCAGUCUGA